AGAUACAGUCAUUGAUCGCCGAAACGUUGGGGCUCGCGGUUGCACCAUGGCAGCACUCUCUUUCGUUCGACAAAACUUGUUGCGUUCCAAGUUCUUUUGGCAUUUUGUGUGUUUCGCUCUUUUCAUCCAUAGCCACCAAGGCUUUGCCCAAGAACAAGGAGAGAUCGAAACAUUUGACCUUCUAAUGCCAAAUGUUCUACCCAAAAAGGCAGAAACCUACUUUUGCACACCAAUCCGGAUUGAUUCAGAUACAGACUACUAUCUAGUUGGAUUUGUUCCAAAUGCAACAAUGGACACUGCGCACCACAUGCUUCUAUAUGGAUGUGAAGAACCUGGAAGUGACGAAGAAGUUUGGAACUGUGGCGAAAUGGCGGUAAAAGAUCCCAGCUUGAAAUCGUCUGAGCCAUGCAAAAAAGGCGCUCAGGUUAUUUAUGCCUGGGCACAUGACGCGUCAGCAUUGCAGUUACCCCCUGGAGUAGGUUUUCACGUUGGUGGACGUUCUAAAAUCCAGUAUAUCACGUUACAAGUUCAUUAUGCCAGUGUUGAUCGGUUUGUUGGUGGUGUUAGAGACGAUUCGGGAGUCUUUUUAAAGUAUACUACCAUUCGUCAACCGAAAUCUGCUGGUGUACUUCUGAUGGGAACAGGAGGACGGAUCCCAGCUAACAGUGUCGAGUAUAUGGAGACCGCCUGCAAAAUAAACGAAGACAAAGUUAUUCAUCCGUUCGCAUUUAGAACUCAUACACACGCAUUAGGACGAGUCGUGUCUGGAUAUAAAGUGAGCAGGGUCAACCGCAGAGACGAAUGGAAACUGAUAGGCAAACAAGAUCCACAACUACCCCAAAUGUUUUAUCCUGUUGCUAACAAUCUAACCCUUAGUAAAGGGGACACUGUGGCUGCCCGAUGCACUAUGGUGAGCAAUCGAAAUUGGGUGACGCGAAUUGGUUUGACCAGUGAUGAUGAGAUGUGUAACUUCUACAUCAUGUACUGGAUAGAGGGCGGCGAGGUACUUAAUACGAAACAUUGUUUCUCCAUGGGUCCACCGAUCUACAAUUGGUCGCGUAACCGACUUAAUAAUAUUCCCGAAGAUGCGUCGGCACUGUAAUUGAAUAUUAGAGAGCGAGGAUCUUUGAGACAAAAGGGCAGAGCCCUUCGAUCGUUCUUUUAAUGAAGAAAUUUUGACUACCAUAAUUACGUAUCACAACAUAAUCGUAGCAGGAAUAUGUUACAAAAGCAUCGCAACAACCGCGGUGGCAACCCUAGACUACCACCUUAAUAUGCACUUCUAGGUUGCAUUGUUUCUUCUCUGUUUUCGUUUGUCGUCCACCUUCUUUUGAUUUAUUUUUGCCUUAUUUUUAUUUGAUUUAUAUUUUGGUUUGUUAAUUUUUCUUUUCUUUUUGUGCUUCUGUUUUCUACGAUUUUGGUUUGCUAGUUCUUUGUUCCGCUGUCAGCACAAGUGCCAUGCGUUACAAUAUGCGCUCUCAAGUUCUUAUUUAUUUGUGCAUAAAUGAGGCAUGUCUUA
Molecule: messenger RNA, 1519 nt
Organism: Daphnia carinata
Lineage: Eukaryota; Metazoa; Arthropoda; Branchiopoda; Diplostraca; Daphniidae
Product: peptidylglycine alpha-hydroxylating monooxygenase-like
Exons: 12
Coding region: 47-1102 (351 amino acids)
Biological process (GO): peptide metabolic process
Cellular component (GO): extracellular region; membrane
Molecular function (GO): copper ion binding; oxidoreductase activity, acting on paired donors, with incorporation or reduction of molecular oxygen, reduced ascorbate as one donor, and incorporation of one atom of oxygen
Source: RefSeq, a predicted model, not a curated record